CUUGGAUGAUUUUAGAAAUUAUCAGCAAUUUUUGUAUAUGAAUUUCCAUUCAUAAAAAUCAGAUACUAUCAUUAUUAUCUCCAUUUUAUUUUAUUGUUGUACUACUUAAUCUUCUAGUACCAAAGCCUAUCCACCGAAAUACACACGAAAUACACAUAACACAGUUUAACAUACUAUGGAUAUUUUCAAGUAAAACUUUUUGUAUAGAUAAUAACACAGAACUUAUAUUUUUAGUUUCACAAAAUAUACCAUAUAUAUAGAACAAAAUGCACAAUAACAUUAUUUUAUAAGCAACGAAAAAUGCGGCGAAUAUAGUUAAACGAUAAUUGCGAAACAAUAUACGCUUCAAAAUGGCGUUUCGAAGUACAGCAAACUUAUUAGAGUCGGAAUCGGCAUGGAUUGAAACUCGUCCUUUAAAAGGAAAACGUGGACGUCGUCCUAAACAACCGAAAAAGGAUGAGCGGUUGGCACACAGAGUAUUAGCUGCUGUACAACGUGGGCGUGGGGAACCUGCUUUAUAUGCCUCUACAACCAAAGGUGGCAUGAAACUUAUCUACGAAGGACAUCAUUUUCGAUUCACAUUCCGAAGGGGUCCAUACUCAAUUUUUCAAUGUUGUUAUAAGGAGAAUAUGCAGGAAUGUAAAGUUCGGGUUGUUACUGAUCAGAAACGUGUUUUCCCCCUGGAUGGAGAACAUAUCCAUUUCAUGCAGGCCACAGAUAAAAGUGUAACAUCUAUGACUUUUGAACCUGAUGGUCAUUUAGACGAUGAAGAUAGUCAGGAACAACCUGAACAAAGUGACGCCUUCGAUGAGUAUGAAUUACAGGUAACUGAUUCAGUACAGACCAAUGAGCCACGAAGAAUGGAAUUGGAUCAUUCGGAAGAGUUUUUGGCAGAGCCAAACGAUGAUACACCUGCUUCCUCCGACACAAAUGAUUUCAGAGAAAAAAUAAAGCGACGCUUGCAAAAAGCACUUUUAGGCAAAAAGAAAUAAUAUUACAAUCCGAAUCAUUUGAAAUCAAUUAUAUACAAAUGUAUAUAUUUUUAUAUUAUAGAUUAUAUAAACUUCUGUAUACAGACAUUGAAUAGCAAGUGCCUUAAGUGGUAGUAUAGUGCAUAAGAACAUGAAGAAAAUUAAUAAAAAAAAAAAAUAUAAGUGCCUAUAUACUGGAUUUUAAUAUAGUACAGGACAAGCAGCUUUGGCGGUUAUAUACAUAUACUUAUGAACUAAUAUUUUUUUCCAAUGUUUAUUUACAGUAAUGCAACAUGUACGUAACUGUGGUCCGCAAAUGUUUAUUUACAGUCGUAAGGGUGGCACUCUGUUGGCGAUAAAUGAUUUUAUUUAUCGCUCAAAUUUAAAGCGUUUUGGAAGAAAUAGUGACAAGGUAUACUGGGAAUGUAUUCACAAUCGUUCCAAAAAAUGCCGAAGUCGUUUAAAAACUAUUGGGGAUGAUCUUUACGUUACGAACGAUGUUCACAAUCAUAUAGGUGAUGGUCAACGCAUUGCUACGGCGAGACGCGCCGGUUUAUUAAUUUAUAAGAAAUUCAGUUCAAUAGGACAAAAUGUGGUAAAAUUACAAUGUAAUACGAUCUCUUAAAAAAGUUAAAUAUGUAUGUACGUUUGAAAUGUUUAAUGUUUUUAGUUUAUUUGUAUAGACAAUAUACUUAGAUAGACAUACAUAUAUUAUUUUUACAUUAAUAAACUACAGACCAUAUC
This is a messenger RNA of Bactrocera oleae (olive fruit fly), 1715 nucleotides long. RefSeq names its product pre-mod(mdg4)-T (gene pre-mod(mdg4)-T). NCBI's taxonomy places the organism in Eukaryota, Metazoa, Arthropoda, Insecta, Diptera, Tephritidae. The record is from RefSeq and is a predicted model, not a curated record.